Molecule: messenger RNA, 1684 nt
Organism: Vitis riparia (riverbank grape)
Lineage: Eukaryota; Viridiplantae; Streptophyta; Magnoliopsida; Vitales; Vitaceae
Exons: 7
Coding region: 36-1274 (412 amino acids)
Biological process (GO): chloroplast fission
Source: RefSeq, a predicted model, not a curated record
GCUUCAAACAGAGACUCCUCCAGAGCCCGCCCUCCAUGGCUGCAAUCUCUUCAAUCUCCGUUUCUCCCAUCCCCAAAACCCUAAUCCCUACCCGAACCCAAAAACUUCCUCCCACGACAUCUUUCCGCUACCCAAAACCCUAUUCCUUAUCCAUUUCCUCAAUUAGGAGCCCCAAGACCCGAGCAGCCGACUUCUCUUCAUUCUCCGCCAUUGUGGGACAAGACCUGCACAGUGACGCAGAUGAAUCGAUUGGCGUUGACACUCUCAAACGUUUCAUUGAUAUCAAUUUGGGUUGCUGGAACGGCUCUUUCUACCAAUUUGAUUCUCUGGGGAAUUUGACCCAAAAAGUGAGUACGAAGCUUGCAGUGGGCUCUUAUGGAGAAGAUGAACUCAUUAGUCUCAUUCAAACGUUAUACAUAAAACAACCCCCAUCAAGCACUUCAUGUUCUGGUGAUGACGAUGAGCCAGCGUGGGCAGAGUACAAAAUCAAAGAAAUCAAUUUGUUUACUGUGGACAAGUAUCAACAGAUUGGCUUUUUUUCCAAUGAGAGGGCAUUUGCUUUAAGAUACCAGACAGCAGGCAUGUUAGAGACUGUGUUAAGGCAAGGGGUUCUUGGUGAAGAUGACAGUGGAGAAGAAUCACCCAAAAAUCUGAAGCUUCCGUCUCGCCGACCUUCUAUUGUAUGUGAGAAUUGCCUUUAUUCACAGGAGAGUGAUCUGCGGGCUAGAGCAUUCCACAUCAUGGACCCAAAAGGCAUUUUAGACAUGAUUGGUAUUUUCCUUGAAGAAAGAGGCAACGGGAAAUUCUUUCCUCCUUCCAUUGACAUUUCUAAGGACAAAACAAACAGGAUUACACCAUUUCUUGGUAAAUGGAAAGGUCGUUCUGUGACAAAGCGCAGUGGUGUUUAUGGAUCAACAAUUGCUGAAGCUAAUACAGUUUCCUUACUUGAAAUUAAUGACAAUGAUCAGCUGGUCCAGGAUAUUUCUUCAACAUCCACAUCUGGAGGAGGAGAUGUCACCACUAAUGUACAUUGGACCGGUGCCUUGUCAGGCAACUUGGCUACAUUUGAAGGGGGUUUCCAGAUGACCUUACUGCCUGGUGGCAUGUACAUGGGAUAUCCAUCUGAUAUCGCAAAGAGCGUGGCAGAAUCCAAGUCAUUCCACCUGGAGUUCUGUUGGCUUGAAUCACCUGGGAAAAGGCAGAGACUGGUUCGCACUUAUGACAUGGAAGGCUUGGCUGUUUCCUCAACCCAUUUUUCUGAGACGAGAGUGUAAGUGCUCCAGCCUCAUUGUACACACAGCAAGAUCUAUCUUCUCCAAAUCUGCACCAUCCAAAAACCCCAAAAAUGAAAUCAAAGGUAAAUGAAUGUCCCAGUGUUUUUAUAUGACCUCUACAUAAUUCUGAUUGUAUCAAAAUCUCAGGAAAUCCUGUCCCAGAUGUAGUUUUCUUCAACUUGCCAAGUUGCCUUUGGAUUGAAAGUGAACGUUACAAAACCUUGUUGUAAACACGUAAUGACAUCGAAUGAACUUCUCAACUUGCUUGUUGGGCCUCCCCAAAACUGUGUAGGGCGGUAAUGCCGUAAUGUCUUGGCUUCAAUGAUCCCCACCUCCUUUUUGUACCAAAUUAUUUGACCAUUCGAUGGUUGCCAUUUAAUACGAUACAUGCCGCCCCAUUCACUUUUUCA